AGAUCCAAGUCGAACCGAACCAUUUGGAGCUACGACAUUACUGCACGUUAAUCGCGCGGGUCGCGGAUUACCAUUUUAUUGAACUUUCUGCUACUUAUUUGUGAAUACCAGGGAUAAACACUGCCCAAAGCUGUCAAGUACCCUUCAGUAUAACCGUUAAAACUUUCAAGGACUUCGGCAGUUGAGGAAAGACAAAGGCUACUUUUUCAAUUUUUCUUUGCUCAUUCAUGCAAUAUUUUUCCAUGUCAUUGUUGACAUCAUGCCGGCACCUGAGGCUAAUCACAACAGCCGUUUGGCUAAGUUCAAAAAUAAUUUCAAAACUGAGGAUGCUCGUAGGAGACGUAAUGAAGUAUCAGUAGAACUACGCAAAGCACGUCGUGAUGAUCAGCUUCUAAAACGUCGGAAUUUGACCAUCGAACCUGAACCUCUGAAAUCACCAGACGACCAUGUCCAGUCUCCCAUAGGGAUGUCGAUUGAUGAGAUAGUUGCAGGAAUGAAUAGUCCCGAUGAGGUACUCCAACUGCAAGCGACACAAGCUUGCAGAAAAAUGUUGUCACGUGAGAAGCAUCCGCCCAUUGACAUAAUGAUUUGCAAAGGAAUUGUUCCUCGGUGCAUCGAAUUUCUUUCUUACCAUCAUAACCCAGCGCUACAGUUCGAGGCUUCUUGGGCCUUAACAAAUGUGGCUUCAGGAACCUCAGAGCAGACCAUGAUUGUUGCCAGUAAUGGGGCUAUUCCUAAACUUGUAGAGUUGUUAAAGUCACCAGCAACGAAUGUAGCUGAGCAAGCUGUUUGGGCUCUGGGGAAUAUUGCUGGGGAUGGUCCUAGUGCUCGCGAUCAGGUAUUGGAAGAACAGUGUAUGCCAUUGCUCUUAAAUCUCAUAAAAACUGACACUUCAGUUUCCUUCACGAGAAACAUCGUUUGGACAAUUUCCAACUUAUGCAGAAAUAAGAAUCCACCACCAUCAUUUGAGAUUGUUAAAUUGGCCUUGCCUGUUCUCAAUCGUCUGCUCACUGGAGAGGACCCUGACAUCUUGGCAGACACCUGUUGGGCUUUAUCUUAUCUCACUGACGGUGAGAAUUUCAAAAUUCAGGCUGUAGUUGACUCCGGCGUUGUCCCGAAGCUUGUCGCACUUUUAGCCUCACCUGAGGCUAGCGUUUUAACACCUGCAUUGAGAGCCGUAGGAAACAUUGUUACUGGUAAUGACACCCAGACUGAUGCUAUUAUUAACGCUGGAGGAUUACCAAAUUUGAAGGGUUUAUUAGAGCAUAAGCGAGUGAAUAUUGUCAAGGAAGCUGCAUGGACCAUUAGCAAUAUUACUGCUGGAAAUCAUGAGCAGAUCCAACAUGUGAUCAAUGCUGGAAUCCUCCCCCCUCUUGUGCAUGUUCUUGCUACGGGUGAUUUUAAAGCACAAAAAGAAGCAGCCUGGGCAGUGACAAACCUGACUUCGGGGGGCUCAAUUCCCCAGUUGGUGCAGUUGAUUCAACACGGUGUAUUGAAGCCAUUCUGUAAUAUUCUGCAGGCAAAAGAUCAGAAAGCAAUUAUUGUUGUCCUGGAUGGAUUGACAAAUAUUUUGAAUGCAGCAGAAAAAAUGGGACAGCUGGAACAAGUUGCUCUGAUGAUAGAGGAAGUUCGUGGGCUUGAUAAACUAGAGGACCUUCAACAUCAUGAAAACGAAAAGAUUUACCAGAAAGCAGCUUCAAUGAUUGAUACUUUCUUUUCAGAACCGGAGUCUGAAAGUGCUCAAAUUGCUCCUGCAACGGUUGACGGUCAACUCGACUUCCAUUCUACAGAUUCAGCACCACAAGGCGGAUUCCAGUUUUAAUUAUGUCACCUAGAGUAAUUAGUUUAAUUUUCACCCGCAUAAUUUUGAUUUCAUAAAUACACUUUUACUUUAAAAAGGAUAAAGAAUGAGCACAGCAGGUAUUUUCAGAUUGCAUGUUUGCUAUGGAUUAAUUGAGAAAUCUUUGGUGUCGGAAAGUGAAGAUAAAAGAGGACCUUCACCUUGCCCCACAGUUCAUUUGACAUCUUUUCUUAUACAAUUUUAUUUAUUCUCAUGAAUUCGAACCAAUUGGUAGCAUUCCACUCGUUGCAAGACCAUAUUCGUUAGUUUUUGAUCAUUCCUCGAUUUUUGUAUCAACGCAAAAUGCGCUAUAUUUUCGUUGAAAAACUAAUUGUGAUUUUUUCUAUUUUAUUACAACAAAAUAAUACAUUAAGUUCCAAAUCCUUCCAUACGGUUUUAGAGUUUGGGUGAUUAUGGAAUUCUACUUACUUCCAUUAAUUCAAAGCGUUCAGCAUUUUGGUCGAUUCUUUAUUGGCUCCAUGGUCACUUAUAAUUUCUGACGUUCUACCGAGGAUUUAUUCAAAUUAUUGUGCAUAGGUGGUAUUUUUCAUUAUUAAUAAAAAAAAUUUUUGAUAGUAAAAA
Fopius arisanus is the source of this 2422-nucleotide messenger RNA. RefSeq names its product Pendulin (gene Pen). Gene Ontology annotation, cellular component: cytoplasm; nucleus. Gene Ontology annotation, biological process: NLS-bearing protein import into nucleus. Bases 260 to 1822 code for a protein of 520 amino acids. The transcript is spliced from 6 exons. The record is from RefSeq and is a predicted model, not a curated record. Gene Ontology annotation, molecular function: protein binding; nuclear import signal receptor activity. Lineage: Eukaryota; Metazoa; Arthropoda; Insecta; Hymenoptera; Braconidae.